GUGUCUACAAUUGCCGUGAACUACGAGGGUCAUCCUUUCCGCGAAUCACUCACUGAAAAUCGUCCUCUACUGCUCAGCCUGCUAGCGGCCACCGUUGGCACCGUCUGCUUGGCCUUUGGCGCACUCUCGGAGAACCUUGAGCUGGUGCUUCUCGACGAUCAGGUAGUCACCGUACAAAGUGUGAACAAGGCAAAGGUCACGAGGCUAGCAGAAUUUAUUGAAGUCAUAUAA
Molecule: messenger RNA, 231 nt
Organism: Dibothriocephalus latus
Lineage: Eukaryota; Metazoa; Platyhelminthes; Cestoda; Diphyllobothriidea; Diphyllobothriidae
Source: the annotation of a GenBank genome assembly